AAGAAUUGAAGAAUGGAAGAGAGACGUGUUUAAAAAUCUUACUCUUGAAAUAGUAUUUCAUUAACCAAUCAGCACAAAUCUAUACUCUUUUCUGAUUGGUCAAUCAAACGUUACUAUACGAGUAGAAUUUUCGAACGCACCGCAUUGUGGAGAAGAAGCGAUAACACCGCCAAGUGCCUAUAUAACCUCCAUAAAAAUAAAAUUAUAAUAUACAUUUAAAAACAAGUAUAAUAUAUAAUAAAAAAAAUAACAGUUAAAAAUGGCACGAAAUGCAGAGAAGGCUAUGACAACACUUGCUCGUUGGAGAGCAGCGCAAAACAAUGAAGGAGCAAAGAAAGAACAGGAGCGAAGGCCAUAUCUAGCUUCAGAAUGUAGAGACUUACGCAAGGCGGAAAAAUGGAGAAUGCAAAUAAUUCGGGAAAUUGCAAAAAAAGUUGCACAAAUUCAAAAUGCUGGCCUUGGUGAAUUUCGCAUUCGUGAUUUAAACGAUGAGAUCAAUAAAUUACUUAGAGAAAAGCGGCAUUGGGAAGCACAAAUAAAAGAGCUCGGUGGACCUGAUUAUUCUAGAGUAGGACCUCGCAUGUUAGAUCAUGAAGGACGUGAGGUUCCUGGUAAUCGAGGUUAUAAAUAUUUUGGAGCUGCUAAAGAACUACCAGGUGUUAGGGAAUUAUUUGAACAAGAACCACCACCACCCCCUCGGAAAACUCGUGCGGAAUUGAUGAAAGAUAUUGAUGCGGAUUAUUAUGGUUAUAUGGAUGACGAUGAUGGUAUUCUAGUACCAUUGGAAAUAAAAGCAGAACAAGAAGCGAGAGAAAAAUAUAUCAAAGAAUGGAUAUCCCGUGAGAAGGAACCAGAAGCUAAUAUUGAAACAACGGCGCAGAAACCAAUUCCUUCUCAGCAAGAUAUUCAAGGAGCUCUAUUGGUUAGAAAAAAGAAAGAGUUACUGGAAAGGUAUGGGCUGGACUGUUGAAGUUUUAUCUAAAAUAUGUUGUGAAAAGAGUUCCAAUUGCGAUAAUAACUAUUUGUAAGUUUAUUGAUUUAAUUAUAUAGAAUACAUUUUUAUAAAACGCGAUGGAGAUGUAAUAAUUAUUGUUAAUUUAUAAGUACGUGUAAUAACAUUGAUUAGGAUAAUUAGUUUGUGCAGUAGACAUUCAAACUUGAAUUAAUGUUUAUCGAGAAACGGGUGCUGUAGAUAAAAUAUAGAUCAAAAUCCAACGUUAUAGUCUGUUUAUAAUCUUCGCGAUCUGGUAUCUUUCUCAUCAUCUUAUCUCAUAUUUCAUGAUUUUGAAAAUUUGACAAAAUAUGAUGAUUCAAAUGACAUAGCAAUUAUCAGGUAAUCGUUAUUUCCUAAUCUAAAAAUCCUCGUACGCUCUUAUUCUCACAAAUGUAUCUCUGGAAAGUAACAAAGCAAUCCACAUGUUGGAGUUUGAGAUCUCUCGGCUUUUUAUCGUCUUGAUACAAGCGUCUAUCAAUGAAAAAUAAGAAUGUUAAAUGUACGAAACAUUACUUUUUUCUAAAAAGGAAAAGUUGUGAAAAUUUCAUCACGUUUUCUAAAAAUCUCCAGCUAGAGAUUGUAUAAUCCCAGUGCAGUGUUCUAAAAUAAAACGUAAUAUGGUGGUCCGGUCACUCCCUACACAAAUCCAAUAUCGACUUAUCAUGCAAAACACUAGAAAACGCUGUUGUAAGAUUAAUGUUAUCACAAUUACAUUACAUUAAAUUCAAAGAGUUAAAAGGCCUAAAAGUUACCCUGAAAAACUACCUGCUAAUUCAACAUAUAUUACUCACAUAAUAUGACUGGAAAUCUUGGAAUUUUCUCAAGUCUAGUUUGUGUCUUGUGUAAAACAAAUGUUCAGUAAUAAUCUUAUAAUCGAGAGAUAUUAAUACUAUAUCGCGUUAGUUAAUUUACAUAUUUAAACAUUUCUCUCCUCUCUUCAGCAUCGUGCUGUUUAUAAACAGACUGUGCAUUAAGAUGUACGAUAAUAUCGCUAGGACCCAGAAGUACAAUAAUAAUAUCACUUAAUACACAUAAUGCAGCUACAAAAACAAAUGCAAAUCUUAUCACAUUUAUAUCCUAAAUGUGUUUUCGAAUCUGUUUUAACCAAUUUUAUUAACUCACAGCUAAUUUUCACAUCCUGUAAAUAAAUAAUAUUAAGUAUAAUAUUGAACAAUUAUAAGAAUAUAUAAAUAUUUCUUAUAAUAUUCUCAUUCUCUUUAUAACAUAUAUCUAAUUAUGAUCAAAAUCGAAAGUGUAAAAACGUUUACAUGUCUUUUUGGAAGGAAAAAAAAAUUCAGUUUAAAUUGCAAAAAGGAUUUAGAAAUGAAAAAUAAUUCACUGAAUCUCUCUCUCUCUCUAGGACUUUGUAUGCUUAGGAUGUUCUAAACUCUCAUUUGCAGUAAUUAUUCGCAACAUGUAUAAAUACAUAUAUAUAUACAAAAAUCACUCUGCACGAUAAGAAAAUUCUCUUCAUGCCCUAAAAAAGACUUCUGAGCCCCGGCCAUGUUUUACUGCUAAAACGUAAAUGAGACAGAAUAGUUCGAGCAUGGAUUAAUAACUAUGAUAAAAAUUUACCACUAGAGGCUUGAAAAAAUCAAGCGUUAAAUGAUUCACAGCAUCUGUUUGUCCGUUGUAAUCAGUGGCUGGUUUUACCUGCUGAUCUGGGGGUUCCCUAACGAUUGUUUGGUCUAAACUCAUUUUCCGCAUUAUCAUCAAUGUGUAUAUGUAUGUAUACGAGUAUGUUUGUAUGUACAUUUAUUAAUAAUAAUCUUAAAUCAUAUUAUCUAAGAAUCGUGCUAUCAGAUAAUAAAAAAAAUCAUUAAUUAUCAAAGUAUUCAAUGUCGAAGAUUAUAAAUAUGUGUAUAAAAACAAAGGUCAAUCAAAUUUGCUAAAAAGUUCUACUUCAAAUUUGUUAAAGAAUCCAUAGACGUAAAAUUAAUUUUAUAAAGAGAAUAAUUUUUGUAUAUAUCUCUCUUUAUAUCAAAUUAAUUUCAUAAUAUCUAAUAUGAAAAAUCCAUCUUCAAAUCAUAUCUUCUCUACUCUUUUCUGUGUGUUCUCUAAUAUAAUUUUAAUAUGAUGAGGAAACCCCCUUGCUCAAAAAUUCUAAUAAUAAUGCAUAGAUUAUACCACAUAUCUACAACCUAACGUGUAUGCAUGAUCUCUUGUUUAUGUUUCUAUUUCAUUUAUAUUAUAGCGACUCUACAAACA
Messenger RNA from Formica exsecta, 3202 nucleotides. Its product is annotated as pre-mRNA-splicing factor ISY1 homolog. The transcript has 4 exons. Gene Ontology annotation, cellular component: Prp19 complex; post-spliceosomal complex; catalytic step 2 spliceosome. The record is from RefSeq and is a predicted model, not a curated record. The coding region runs from base 260 to 970 and encodes 236 amino acids. Lineage: Eukaryota; Metazoa; Arthropoda; Insecta; Hymenoptera; Formicidae. Gene Ontology annotation, biological process: generation of catalytic spliceosome for second transesterification step; mRNA 3'-splice site recognition.